Messenger RNA from Pneumocystis jirovecii RU7, 1194 nucleotides. RefSeq lists its product as uncharacterized. The record is from RefSeq and is a predicted model, not a curated record. Gene Ontology annotation, molecular function: RNA binding; pseudouridine synthase activity. Bases 1 to 1194 code for a protein of 397 amino acids. NCBI's taxonomy places the organism in Eukaryota, Fungi, Ascomycota, Pneumocystomycetes, Pneumocystales, Pneumocystaceae. The transcript has 7 exons. Gene Ontology annotation, biological process: pseudouridine synthesis.
AUGAGUUUGAAACAUGAAAAAGGAAGAUCUGUAAAAUAUCAGAAAUUAGAAUCUUCAUAUAAUCCUUUAGAAAAUGCUUGCUAUAUAUUUGAUAAUGGAUUAAGGAAGGUGGUUCCUUAUUUUUUCAAUUAUAAAACAUUUGCUAAAGAAAGGUGGAGAGGCCGUACUAUAUAUGAUAUUUUUUCUACAGAGUUUCGAGAUCGAACACCGCAAUAUUAUGAGCAGGAAAUUAAGGGUGGUCGUGUGAUGGUAAAUGGGCAUGUUGCUACAUUUGAACAAAUAAUAAAAGAUGGAGAUGUUAUAGAACAUCUUAGUCAUAGACACGAACCACCUGUAACUCAUAAGAAUAUUGAUAUUAUUUAUCAAGAUGACGAUAUUGUUGUAAUAAAUAAGCCUUCUGGAAUUCCCGUUCAUCCUGCUGGACGAUAUCGACAUAAUUCUAUUACACAUAUUAUGAUGGCAGAAAUGGGUUUUUCUAGUCUUGCUCCAUGUAAUAGACUUGAUAGGCUUACUUCUGGAUUAAUGAUUUUGGCUCGUAAUGUACGUAUUGCAGAUGAAAUGCGUAAAAAGAUGUAUGAUAGACGUAUUUUAAAGGAAUAUAUAUGUAAAGUGCAUGGUUUAUUUCCUGAAGGGGAGAUAAUAUGUACAGAACCUCUUUUAACAAUAUCGCCAAAGCUUGGAUUAAAUAGAGUUCAUCCAAAUGGAAAAUCAUCUAAAUCUAUUUUUAGGCGAUUAAAUUAUGAUGGAAAAAACAGCAUUGUUCAUUGUAUGUGUCAACCUUUAACCGGGAGAACACAUCAGCUUCGAGUCCAUUUGCAGUGGUUAGGUAACCCUAUACUGAAUGAUCCAAUUUAUGCAAAUAUGAAGAUUUGGGGAUCAGAUAUGGGUAAAAAAGGUAGUUUUAUGUUAAAUGAUGAUGAGUUGAUUUCUUCAUUAACAAAAAUGGGGAAAACAGAAACAGCUUCCUGGUAUAUGGAUGAAAUAGAAGAAGCAGAAAAAAGAAGGGAAUCUAGGCUUGGUGAACUUUUAACUGGUGAAGUAUGCAAUAUUUGUCAAGCACCAUUAUAUUCUGAUCCCUCACAAAAUGAUUUAAAAAUUUAUUUACAUGCUUGGAAAUAUAAAUCUGAUGAUAAUUCAUGGUGUUUUGAAACUGAAUUGCCAGAUUGGGCAAAUACAGACUUUAUAAAAACAUAG